Molecule: messenger RNA, 832 nt
Organism: Capsicum annuum
Lineage: Eukaryota; Viridiplantae; Streptophyta; Magnoliopsida; Solanales; Solanaceae
Exons: 4
Coding region: 159-611 (150 amino acids)
Source: RefSeq, a predicted model, not a curated record
AAGCAAGAGUAAAAAAUACGGCAGUAAACAUUAUUGUUUUCUCCAUUGUGAAUUGGGGAAUUAGGGUUUGCGAUUGAAAUUUGAAAUGGCUAUGGCGUCGUCUUCAAGUUCCGCAGAAGAACAACACCUUCCAUGGAAGAGAGCUUCCGGUCAAGUUUAUGUCUAAUCCUGAUAUCUGGAACGACGAUGAUUUUCUCCCUAAAGGCGCUUCACCUCAGCAUCGCGAUGCUUUUAUCCAAAUUUAUCAGCGAUACUUCCGUCAGCUUGCCAAUUCCGAUGGUUUUGACAUUGACAAAUAUCCGGGUGAUGCUAAGGCAGCAGCAUGUAUACCAUAUUUGGAUUUUGAGAAAGAAGUUGAGAUGCUGAUGGAGCUGGCUAACCAUGCCAUUGAGCGGGAUUACAACAACAGGGAAACCAGUGUUUACAAGUACAAAGUUUUGUACAUUGAAAAAGUUAACUUCUUUUUUUCUGAGUAUCGUGAGUUUUUUAUGAUGGUCAAAGUUAGGAAUGAGACUCUGGAGGGAGCCGUUGAAACUUUUCAAAUCCAUGCAUAUAAAGGACCACAUGGAGAGAAUAUUGUCCGGCUUUGCAGGAAAAGAAUGGUGAUAUGAGUUGGUUUAUUUGCUAAGCUCGUGCCUGCUGGACUUGGCGUUCUUACUCUUGAACUAGAACUGUUUAUAUUGACUGACCUCUAUAUUAGUGGUACAAGUAUUUGGUAGAUUUCAGUUGCCUAAAUUAUGUACUUAUUACGUAUUACUCUUUAGUUGUUUGGGCUGUUAAAAGUACAAUUUUCACUUAAAUGUGGAACGUUUUAAUCAAGAAUUACUUAGUG